AUGGAUAGAUGCAAACAUGUAGGGCGGUUGCGGCUCGCCCAGGACCACUCCAUCCUGAACCCGCAGAAGUGGUACUGCCGGGAGUGCGCCACCACCGAGUCGGUGUGGGCUUGUCUCAAGUGCUCGCACGUGGCCUGCGGCCGCUACAUCGAAGAUCACGCCCUCAAACACUUCGAAGAGACCAGACACCCGCUAGCCAUGGAGGUCCGGGAUCUCUACGUGUUCUGCUACCUGUGCAAGGACUACGUGCUUAACGACAACCCGGAGGGGGACCUGAAGCUGCUGAGAAGCUCCCUCCUGGCGGUCAGGGGCCAGACGCAGGACCCGCCGCUGAGGCGCGGGCGGACGCUGCGGUCCAUGGCGGCGGGCGAGGACGCAGUCCCGCCGCAGCGCGCUCCUCAGGGACAGCCGCAGAUGCUCACGGCUCUGUGGUACCGGCGCCAGCGCCUGCUGGCCAGGACGCUGCGGCUCUGGUUCGAGAAGACCUCGCGGGGCCAGGCCAAGCUGGAGCAGCAGCGGCGGGAAGAGGCGCUGGAGCGCAAGAAGGAGGCGGCGCGGCAGCGGCGGCGCGAGGUGAAGCGACGGCUGCUGGAGGAGCUGGCCAGCGCCCCUCCGCGCAAAAGCGCGCGCCUGCUGCUGCAUGCGCCCCGCCCCGCACCGCUGCGCGUGCCUGCCACGCGCGCGCCCUCCGGGCCGCGCCGCGCGCCCGCCAUGGCGCCCGGCGUCACGGGCCUACGCAACCUGGGCAACACCUGCUAUAUGAACUCCAUCCUGCAGGUGCUCAGCCACUUGCGCAAGUUCCGCGAGUGCUUUCUGAACCUCGACCCGUCCAAGACGGAGCAGCUGUUCCCCAGGGCCGCCAACGGCAAGGCCCCGCUCUCAGGCAGGCCAGCCAGCAGCUCGGCCACAGAGCUGUCGUCGACCCGGAGUGAUGGGGCCGAGGCCUGCGAGCGCGAGGGCCUCUGCUUGAACGGUGGGACCUCCCUCAGCAGGAGCCUAGAGCUCAUCCAGAACAAGGAGCCCAGCUCGAAGCACAUCUCCCUCUGCCACGAACUGCACACCCUCUUUCGCGUCAUGUGGUCGGGGAAGUGGGCCCUGGUGUCGCCCUUCGCCAUGCUUCACUCGGUGUGGAGCCUGAUCCCCGCCUUCCGCGGCUACGACCAGCAGGACGCGCAGGAGUUUCUCUGCGAGCUUUUGCACAAAGUGCAGCAGGAACUCGAGUCCGAAGGCACGACGCGCCGGAUCCUCAUCCCCUUCUCCCAGAGGAAGCUCACCAAACAGGUCUUAAAGGUGGUGAACACCAUAUUUCACGGGCAGCUACUUAGCCAGGUCACUUGUGUAUCAUGCAAUUACAAAUCCAAUACCAUCGAGCCCUUUUGGGAUCUGUCCCUGGAGUUCCCUGAACGCUAUCACUGCAUAGAAAAGGGGUUUGUCCCUUUGAAUCAGACAGAGUGCCUGCUCACUGAGAUGCUGGCAAAGUUCACAGAGACAGAGGCCCUGGAAGGCAGGAUCUACGCUUGUGACCAGUGUAACAGCAAACGACGAAAGUCCAAUCCAAAACCCCUUGUUCUGAGUGAAGCUAGAAAGCAGUUAAUGAUCUACAGACUACCUCAGGUCCUCCGGCUGCACCUUAAAAGAUUCAGGUGGUCUGGCCGUAAUCACCGAGAGAAGAUUGGGGUCCAUGUCGUCUUUGACCAGGUAUUAACCAUGGAACCUUACUGCUGCAGGGACAUGCUCUCCUCUCUUGACAAAGAGACCUUUGCCUAUGAUCUCUCCGCAGUGGUCAUGCAUCACGGGAAAGGGUUUGGCUCAGGACACUACACAGCCUAUUGCUACAACACAGAGGGAGGUUUUUGGGUCCACUGCAAUGACUCAAAGCUGAAUGUAUGCAGUGUCGAGGAAGUGUGCAAAACUCAAGCCUACAUCCUUUUUUACACUCAAAGAACAGUUCAGGGCAAUGCAAGAAUCUCAGAAACCCAACUCCAAACUCAGGUGCAUUCCAGCAACAACGAUGAGGGCAGACCACGGACCUUCCCCUGAAUGGGAGGCGCAUUAUCAAGGACUGACUUGCUUUUAAACUCUUGGUAUUGGUACAUCUUUCCUCUUACAGGAAAUAAGGUUUACUACAGGAACAGAUUACUAGGUUUGCCUCACUGGGUUUAGAGCAGAAGGUGCUGGGUGACUGGUGUCCUAUCACAAAAUCUGUAGUCACUUUCUUUUAAAUGGGUUUAGACAAUUCCCUCCUUUGUUAAAGCAAAUCAAAAAGAGUAACUUCUAUGAAGACUCUUUCAACAGUUGCUUCUGAAUAUAGAGGGAUCGGGGUGGAGGAAAGAGGGAGUGAGUUGGUCAUAUCCAGCUGUGUUUUCUUCCUAUUAUGUGAUUCCCUUGCUAAUCAGGACCCCUUGCAGCACUGGAAGAGCCUCCUGACGUGAGCAGCCUUCAGCAGAGCACUGGAGAGCAAGGAGGGGCCUGGGCUGGCAGCUUGCUGGACAGGAUUGGUUCCAAGGCGGGAGGUGAAGUCAGGACUUUUUCCUACAAGAGGAAGUAGUCCUCAAGGGUUGAAAAUUUAGAGACUUCCUUUUUUAGGAGAUAGCAGUUGAAGAAUGGAAGGAGGUGCAUGGAGCAGAUUUCUCCAUGAAAAAUGGGAGGUUUUUCACGUGUCAUAUUCUACCUGGCUGCUGCUGUCAUUUAAUCAUUCCACAUCUUCUGAGAUGGCACAAACAUCCCUUCAUUCUAAAGAAGGAGCAGUUCGUAUGGGGAAGCAAGAAACUGGUACAUGACAUGCUCUUUGUGGCACGCUGAGCCUAAAUGCACUCCUGGAUACCCAGUUCUGUAGCAAACUCCUGGUUCGGGUCUAGGGCAAGCACGUAGUUUGGUUUAAAUUGGUCUUUUUAGGUCAGGUUUCUGAGGCUUUCUCAGAACUCAGAGGGGGCUGGUGGGGGAGCCAGUGGUCCAGGGCUUAUCGAAAUGUCUGUCCCCCGUUCUCACCUUGGUGCAGCAUGCAGCUUUUCUUAACCUGCAGCUUAUUUCCUGUUCACAAGGUGUGGGAGCUUUUGCUUUUCAAAGGCUUAGGACUGUUCCUCCUGUAUGUCUGAACAGUUUAUUGUUGACAGCCCUGGCCGGUUUCCUCCAAAAUCUGCUAAUCCCUACUGUUUGUUUACCCACCCACUCUCAGUCCAUCAGAGAAAAAAAGUGUCCUGUCCUUCACUUCAGUGCUAGUAAGAUAUAGCUUUCCUUUUUAAACUGGGUCAGUUUCUAAGUGGCAUGAAAUUGCCCAGAUGGAAGCCCUCUGCCCUGUCAGGCACCACUGAAUUUCCCUCCUCAGUCCUUCACUCCGACUCACUAGUAAAAGUGAAUGCGCACUGCAAGUCCCGCUGCGGGAGCGCCACAGCAGCUCAGCCUGUCGCUCGGGAUGCUCGUCUUUUGAUGAGUGUCAUACUAACCUUCAGUUCAGGCAGAAGUACAGCUGCCACCUGAAGGGAGCAGGUGUGAAGAAGUCUGGGGAGGGGUGGGAAGUUGGGAAACCAGAGGCUAAAGGAUGAGGGGUGUAGCUUUAGCAAUGUUGAAGGGCCACAUUUCCCAAGCAGAUCUGUAUAGCAUUUGCUGUUGACCUCUUUUGAGAUGAAUUCUCCUAUAGGACCUACCAGACAGCACUGAGAUUUGGAGGAAAUCAGACAGAAGAUGGCUCACCGUGAUAAGGAAAGGGAGUGACUAUACUUUAAAUUAAACUUGCUUUUUCCAACACUGUGAGGUUUCUGUAAUACUUAGCUUUUAUUUGGAAGCGAUAGCGUAUGGCAUUUUGUAUGCUAUUUGGUUUAUACUGUCUACUGCAGGCGUCUUUGUACAAGCUUGGCCGGGCUCGCCCUCACCUGGACACUGUUCUCAAGUGCCACAGCCGCCCAUGCUGCUAGAGGCUCUGAUACGAGACUGUAGUCUCUAGAUCCACAUUUUUAAGUUGGCAUGACUGGUGAUGACCUUUUGUGGUAAGAGAAAAGCACACUGACUUUAAAAAAAAAAAAGUAAAAAGGGAAGGAAAAUAUAAAUUGUGCCUCAUCUUUCACUGAAUGCUAUAUUUAUUAUUCUAGAAAAAGAGAACUGACAAAUAGAGAAGUACUAUACAGUAUCUACUAAAUCCCUCAGGCUGUCCCGGGGGGGUUAUAAGAAAAAUAAACAUCUCAUGGAAAAUUAAAACAUUUUCAAAUUUAAUUUUUAAAAAGUUUUAUGCCAAAAGUUAAGAAUUAAGCAGACUAAGGACUUUGUAUUAAUAGGGUAAGUGCUUCAAAUUAAUAAAAUCAUUUAAAGUGAGUUGGAACAGAAACCAGUACCAGAGUCCUCAAAGAGCUGCACACACUUGAAGGUGCCCCUGCAGUCAGACACCUCAGGUACCCAGAGGCAGCAGCAAUAGAUGCUGUUGAGAAGUUAGUAUUUAUGGAGAUUUUUAUUAAAGAAAAGAAUUUCCUGCUGCAUAAGCCAAUGGCUAUUGUGAGGGAAAUGUCCCUUUGCCUUUAAUUUAUUUACAUACUGGAAGUAGAUGAGUUUCUUAGUUGCAUCUUACUUUAAGUCAAAACAUUGUAAAGAAGAAAAUAAGAACCAGGUGGAAGUUGACUAGAUGCUGCCAAAUCAAAUCCAAGAUCUCCUAACUGAACCUUAACGGGCCUGCUUCUCUCCCAGACAAGUAGUUACAUCCCUGUUCUAGGAACCCUUUGUAGUUGGCUGGUGUGUUUACUUCCUGCUGUAGCCAGCCAAGAUGAAUGCACCCUGGCCCUCAAAAUUUUACCUCAAUCUAGCUUGACCCUCAUACUUGUGGUUGCCUCGGAGACAAGCAUUCAUGCUAGUGUUAAAAAAAAUUAGGAAUGCCCUCAAUGGCUAGGAACUGACGCUCUUAUUCAAGAUGGCAAACCUCUUGCCUGCUUUGAUCCAGUCCCUCUUGCCUGCUUUGAUCCAGUCCCUCUCAGGCUGAUGGACAGCGCCACACUGUAAAGAAUUUCCAGAUGUCUCUUAAAUGUCAUGAAUAAAAUUGGGAACUAUAGAAGUGUUAAUGUGUCCUAUGGACUCAAUAGCAGAGUUUAUUUUUGUUUUUAAUGUCAAGGUUUCUAGAGUCAACGAUUGUAUGAGUUUUCCCCUCUGGCUAUGAUUACAGUUCCAUCCAAGUGUAAGAAGUGAUGAGUGGGUUGGCGGGCGGUGGGGCACAGCCCUAGCAGGCCCCACAUACACGUGAGAGGCUGACAGUAGUACAGAAUGAACGCUUGGGGGUGGGGUGGGGUGGGAUAUGGGUGGGCAGGAGGGAGAAAGGGAGUUUGUUUUAUGUACUGAUAAAGCUUUGUGAACUAAUUUUAUACAAUUCAUAAAAUUUGGUGCCUUGUACCUAAUUAUGGUUUGCAUGGGAUUGAAAAGAUUAAGGGAAAGGAUUCUUUCUUGUCAUUUCAAGUGGCAAAUGGGUCUGUAUAGUGUAAAGGACAUUUGGUAUCACUUUUUAAAAGCAUUUCGUAUCGUGUGUGUGAAAGCAAAUUAUUACCAGCAAGUUCUGAAAAUUCUACUGUAAUGUCCAAAAUCUUUGUGUUUGAUUAUUCAUCAAUGUCUCCUUUUCAAGGCAAACUAUAUACCCUAUUCUUUUUUACCACCCCUUAUGUUCCGAACAUUAACUCAGGCCUUUUUAAAAAUCAGGCUGGGAGGGCUUCCCCUUCCUAAACAUAUAAUGUAUCCCUAUCUAAGGUUUUAUCUUUUAAGUGGAAGGGUUACUUUUCCAGCUGGUUGGGAGAGCACAAAUGUUCAGAAAAAGGUAUUUUAGUUUUUCUAAUGCUAGGCAACAUAUAGUACAAGUCAAACAAAAACCGUUCCUCCUGAAGUGGUACCUUCAUUAGUUCUGAAGUUCUUUUGCACAGUUUCAGGAAGCAGUGUAAAACACAAUCCCCUAUAUGUGAACCUUUAGAUUGUAAGGUAAGCCAGUGCACUGUGUAAUAUGCAAAAAAGAAGGCUCAAAGAACCUGUCCCAGCAACCCAGUCCCACUGAUGGGAACGAUACUGAGUAGCUAUGGAUGAGAAGACCUGGCCUGCUCACCUGCAGGGCUGUAAACAGCGUGUUCCUUUUACUCCCACCUUAAGGUUUCCACUGAGCUCGUGAGUCUUCACCAAAGGGUGUUUAAAAAGCUUACUCAAAGCACAUUUGAUAAUUGGGUCCCUCAGCCUAAUGACUGGCCUAAUUAGGUGAGGAGGUUGUAUCUUUGGAAUAAAACCUCCCACGGCCACUUAGUUUCCUUACCAGGUAAGUAUGCAUCUCCCUAGUGGUUGAUUCUUUUUUGAAGUUAGCACUAAAAUUGAAAAGCGCCUUCUAAAUAUGACUGUGAGUUUAGUUUCUAUCUUCCAUGUUUAAAUUAACCAUUUUCUUGGUCUAGGACUUUGACUUUAACCACUGUGUAUUCAACCCAAACAUGCUCUAAGCACACCUCAGUCACUAGAGCACUGAAGUGAAUGGUCAUUUUUGUGGACUGUUUCCAUACUAACUUCUGCUGGUAUGUUUCUAUUUCAGAUCUAACUAGGUAAUGUAGGAGAUUUUCAUAGUAGUGUUAACUAGCCUGGGCUAAACACCUCAUGACAGGAUGUAAAACUGACUUCCCUUGAGGAAAAAUGUGUUGAAAUGGUGAAAGCUAGGAUUUUCAUUUACAGAAUCAUAAUUAUCCAUCAAAAUUUGGUGUAGAUUUGGUAGCUUUAACCUGCUAAAUUCUUACUGCUUUCAGGAAUUAAGCCAGUUGAAAUGAAACUUUACCUUAUCAGCUUAUGGCUUUAUAAACCAACAGCAACACUGUUACUUGAAGCUAAGACAUUAUAUUUUAAGUGAAACUUGAAUUAUGCUUUUGGAAGCUGCCAUGUCUUUAAUUUUGGCCAUGUUUUGAAUUUUACCUUUGAAAAUUGCUAUCAAAUAGAACUUUUCACAAUUAUGAGUAGCUCAGGUAGCAGACUUCAAGGACAUAAGUUUCACUGCUAUAAAGAACAACAAGUGCUGGUAUUUCUAGGCUUAGCAGUGGUCUCACGCAGGCUGAUGGGGCUUAAAAGUUUCCUUCCUGGUCACCAUUUGGGCGGUGAUGGCUUCAAACCAAAGCCUUACUUAAUGUAUGUUAUUUUUCCUCAUCUUAACAGCCUAGUAAGAUAUAAACUUGUCAGAGCAUCUGUGAUCCCUAUGUAGAUUCUUAAAGGAUCCUGACGUCAUGUUAAGCCAGCCACAGGCCUCAAUUCAUACAGGCUCAAACUCCUUCCCCCUAACAGCUGGGACCUCCCUGAUGAGAGCUCAUAAGAAAAUGGUGCUUUUCUUUAACAUAUAAAAAACCUAAUUCUCUUAACAGCUUUCUUAGAUUUAUGCCUGCAAGGUCAAGAAGGACCAUUUUAUUCUAUUUACCUUUAGUGAACAGACUGCUAGAGAUAACGCCUAACUUAUAAUUAGGCCACUGUGGUAUAUUUAUACUGACCCUCCUUCCCAAUUCUUAUCCUUUAAUCCCAUACCAGUUCCAGAGGAGACUUGGCACAAAAAAGUAGUAUGUAUAUUUUUUAAACACCUAGUAGAGCAAAUCGACUAGAAAAAAUUGCCAAGGGGAGCCUGUCUGUAUGUCCACACCUUUCUAAUCCUACAUCAUUCUUUCCAUGCCAGUUCCUUACAUACUCCAUUUCCAAAGAACCCCAAACUCCUGGACAGUGGCACUACCCUGAAUUUCAGGGUCAGAAAAUCUCUCUUUACUUGUGAAGGAAGCAGCUUCCACAAGCAGUGUUGCUUCAGAGGCCACUGUCCAGGCUUCCUCACACCUUGCCUCCAUCUGCACAUUACUGCCCUCGAAUCCCACUGUAUUAUAGCAACAAUGCCUCCCUGGUGCCUGGAAAACCCACCUGGUGCACCAAAAUGCUAUGCAACACCAAAUGGCUUCUUCCCAUAGUACUGCUCAAAAUGGAAAUUCCUCAAGAAUAAGCUAUUACCUAUGCUAACAUCACUGUAUGGUGGCUACAGUUUCCAUCUUUUUUUCUUUUACUAUGAAGCAAACCAUCUGUUAAAAUCCAUGUUUGGGACUUGUUCCUGUCUCUUUUGAGUGUGAAAUAUAAAUCAUGUUUUUAUGAUUUUUGUAAAUCUUGACUUUUUACACCUUGUUUUUGUAAGCUGAAGUUUUCUUAUUAAAAGAAUAAAAUGUC
Molecule: messenger RNA, 8169 nt
Organism: Bubalus bubalis (water buffalo)
Lineage: Eukaryota; Metazoa; Chordata; Mammalia; Artiodactyla; Bovidae
Gene: USP49
Product: ubiquitin specific peptidase 49
Exons: 5
Coding region: 1-2040 (679 amino acids)
Biological process (GO): protein deubiquitination
Cellular component (GO): cytoplasm
Molecular function (GO): zinc ion binding; cysteine-type deubiquitinase activity
Source: RefSeq, a predicted model, not a curated record